Molecule: messenger RNA, 1298 nt
Organism: Nicrophorus vespilloides
Lineage: Eukaryota; Metazoa; Arthropoda; Insecta; Coleoptera; Silphidae
Product: zinc finger protein 454-like
Cellular component (GO): nucleus
Source: RefSeq, a predicted model, not a curated record
CAAUGCUAGUUCACUGCCACUACAGCAAGGCUGCGGUCACUAGAUCACGUUCACGUCCGUCCGUAUUUUCAAAAAACCCGCCGCGUCGCGACGUCCUCCCCCAAAUACCACCCCCAAAGCGCACGGUCGUCAUCCGUCGAUUAUGAUUUUGUGAUUUUGACAAGAACACUCUCCUCAUCAGAAGAAGACGUACAAUCACUCAACAAACUGACAAUCAAACAAAAAACUUGAUACCAUGGAAACGUGCGUUCUAAUCCCCCAGGAGUUCAGCCUGUGUCUUCGUGGUCCCGCCAUAGGGCGCAGGGAGCCGGAGGUCUCCGUCUGGUCGAACAGCACCAUCGCUCAAGGUGCCCUUUGCUACCCUUUCCAGGGCACCAUCAGAUUGGACAAACUCGAAGUUUUUGGACAGCUCGAAGAUGACGAUAUACGACACCGCUUUGGAUGUUACGAUGAGAUCUCAACGAGCGGAUUGCGUAAGGUCCGUCACUGCAAUUGGGUGCGAUUCGUGCGCGUGUCGCCCACGUUCAGCCCAGCGGUGAACCUGGUUGCAACCAAAGUCAGAGGAGAGCCCGUCUACGAGGCCGUCAAACCUAUACCUCCGGACACCGAGCUCAUAGUCUACUACCUUCCGGAGCGGCCCGAGGAGUUGUUCUUCGUCAGGAUGCGCGCCUCUCUCUACCGCCAAACCAUGGACUCCAUCCUAGAAGAUUCUCCGCUCGAUCUAUCGAUGUCCUUGUUGUCGCGUGCCUUGUCCGGUUCUCCUCCGAGCGCCGAAGAUGAAGGGAAAUCCGUUUCCGGUGAUAGCUCAGCCGCGAGCUCGCAAGGCGACCUCCCCGACAACCACACUCCAAAUCCGACACCGAGAGCGCGGCCGAGGGAACGAACUCUGCUCCCGUGCUCCGUCUGCACGAAAGCCUUCGAUCGGCCGUCUCUCCUCAAAAGACACAUGAGAACGCAUACAGGUGAAAAACCCCACGUCUGCAUGGUUUGCGGAAAGGGCUUCAGCACCUCGUCAUCAUUGAACACCCACAGGCGCAUCCACAGCGGCGAAAAGCCCCAUCAGUGUCCGGUCUGCUUGAAGCGGUUCACAGCCUCCUCCAAUCUCUAUUACCACCGCAUGACCCAUAUCAAGGAUAAGCCGCAUAAGUGUAACCUGUGCAGCAAAUCCUUCCCGACUCCCGGGGAUCUGAGGUCUCACAUGUACGUCCAUUCAGGAUCGUGGCCCUUCAAGUGUCACAUAUGUUCCCGAGGGUUCUCCAAGCACACCAACCUCAAGAACCACCUCUUCCUGCACACAG